GGUCAUGACUAGCACCAAGUGCCGAACUCUAUGCUCGCCCGUAAACGAAUGUCUCUCCCCCACUCGUUCCCGUCCCCAAAUGUAUCCAUCUAUCUGUUAUCUAAAGGGUUCAGAAAAUAGCGCGUCCUCCUCUUCGCAACAAUAACUCUCUCUCUAUCUGUUAUUUAUUACUGCGUUCAAAACAGCCUACUUCGCAGAGCUUUAGUUAGCAGCGGCAUAGCCUGGGGUUCCGAAGCAUAGCCCGAAGCGACAAGUUGUCGCUUCAGUGUCCCGACAACUCGAAAAAUUUAACUAAUCAGUGCGCUAAGAACGAAAAGAAAAAGGCAGGUUACGCAUAGUUCGACUCUGCGCUACGCUAUACUGCCAGUUAGUCUUAAGGGGGUUGUCACCAAAGAGACAAAGGCGACAAAAUAGGUUGCGAUUGAGUCCUAACUAUAUAUCUAAGCUAUACUGCCACAGGGGGUAGUGGCUCCAGCUUCACAAUCAUGCCGAAGGUGGGGAUAUGGCAGUGCGUGAUCACGGCGCUGAUUGUCGCACUCGGGGCACCACUGCUGCAUUACCUGUGGUUCUUGCUGCGGAGGAUAUUUCAACGUGAUCUGCCGCCUGGACCGCUAGGCCUGCCCCUUCUCGGCUACCUACCCUUCAUGACCAAGGACGGACAUCGGGACAUCGAGGCGCUCAGGCAGAAGUACGGCAACGUGUUCGGACUCCACUUGGGUUUCCGGUAUGUGGUCUUUUUGUGCGACUUCGGCUCCAUAAAGGAGGCUCUCUCGAACGACGUGCUGCUCAACCGGGCCCAAGAGUUCCCGCUCAACGUCCACGAGAAAUCUCAAAGCAUGAUUCUGGCCAACGGGCCACGGUGGAGGGAACAGCGCCGGUUCACGAUGAGGACAUUCAGGACACUGAUCAGUACAACGCAGGCUCUCGAGACGCAUAUACACGACGAACUGUCGAACUUGGUUCGUGAGUUGGCGUCCCGCAAGGGCGAACCCGUGGCCAUCAUGUCGCUGUUGACGUCCAGCACGUCCAACGUCAUCACGGCGUUGAUGUACGGCCGGAGGUACGAGUAUGGCAGCCCCGAGCGCGUCGAGCUGGACGAGCUCGCCGAAGGGAUCCCAUCGCUGGCGGCCCAGAUGUCGGCUAUCAACUUCUUCCCGUGGCUGCGCAGAGUGCUCUCCAUGCUUCGCAUAGGACCCUGCGGGAGGCUCAGGAGCGCCAUGCUGCAGAGGGAUCGCUUCUCAGAGACCCUAAUAGGCCUUCACGAGAAAACUUAUCAGGAUGGCCUGGUUCGUGACUACAUUGAUGGUUUUCUCGGUGAGAUGCGACGACCAGAGCAAGAAAAGAAGACUUUCACGCGAGACGUGCUCAGGAGCAACGCGUCGUCCUUCUUCGGAGCCGGGAGCGAGACCGUGCGCUCCGCCAUAGAAUGGUUGCUGGUGAUGUGUGCCGCCAAGCCUGAGAUGCAGAAGCGCAUAAGGGCCGAGAUCGACGUCGUGCUCGGUCAAAGCGGCCAAGGUUCUCGCGUCCUGUGGGAAGACCGCGGCAGGAUGCCGUACACGCAGGCCUUCAUCUGGGAGAUGAUGCGCUGCGAGCCAAUCAACCCUUUCGGCCUCAUGCGAAGUGCCAACGAGGACACGAAAAUAAGCGGCUACUGCCAUUCCGCGAGGCAGCGUCGUGGUGCCUUCGCUUAUGUCCAUUUUCUACGACGCCUCCUUCUGGGAGGACCCGGAAGUUUUCCGACCCGAGCGCUUCUUGGUCGACGGAGGGACCCGAGCCAGCAAACCGGAGAGGCUGAUCGCCUUCUCAUACGGCAAGCGUUCGUGUCCCGGGGAGUUGAUCGCCAACAUGGAGACGUUCAUCUUUCUUACAUCUAUCCUGCAGCACUUCAUCGUCGAGGCGCCUUCUAGUGGUCCGGCACUUGCUUUCGACGAGGAGUUGAGCUUAUCGCUUAGGCCCCGAUCGCAGGAAUUGGUUUUCCGCGCGCGCGAAGUGUGCGCUUGAAAACACAUUAAGAGCACUUAAAUCAUAGCCGUUCCGAAACUACGUUUCAAACUCCUGCGCAUCCUCGGCUACCUCUAUGCGGGGGUUUAAUAGGCACACGCCGCAGGUGAUCGAGAAGAUGUAGAUCGUCGUCUCCCACGUGGCUUCCGAGAGCGCAGACGUGUCCUAUUCCCGAGGCCAUGUCACUUAUCGCUCACUAAAACGUAAUUGAAAGGCCUAAUAUGAUUCGAAAGUUGGCUUGAAAUAACCAAUAUGUCAGAAGAUUUGCGCACACGAUUCACAAGCCAUUACAAAUGGACAUUGCCUAUUGCUUCUGAUGAGAGUCCGGUAUGUGCAUUUUUGUCUCUGAGAGUAUAGGUACAGCCUUUUUACAGUGCAUUGUUGUAUUGGCCAAGGAUUCACGGAAAUUCUGUGAAGACUGUUCGUAUUCAUCUCGACAUGCACGUAGUCACCACCACAUUAUCCGCACAUUCACCAUAUGGAGAAGAAAGAAUUAUGCCUAUCGAACCUACAUAUUGGAGUCUGAGAAGCGAAGCUUUCUUGAAAUGGUUAAAUAAAUGUCAUGCAACUGAUUACAUUCUGCAUAGCGAUUACCUGCACGGCUGACUGCCAUAGCGAUUAC
Molecule: messenger RNA, 2623 nt
Organism: Dermacentor silvarum
Lineage: Eukaryota; Metazoa; Arthropoda; Arachnida; Ixodida; Ixodidae
Product: cytochrome P450 2J6-like
Exons: 8
Coding region: 486-1907 (473 amino acids)
Molecular function (GO): monooxygenase activity; iron ion binding; oxidoreductase activity, acting on paired donors, with incorporation or reduction of molecular oxygen
Source: RefSeq, a predicted model, not a curated record